Molecule: messenger RNA, 1694 nt
Organism: Mya arenaria
Lineage: Eukaryota; Metazoa; Mollusca; Bivalvia; Myida; Myidae
Exons: 8
Coding region: 381-1241 (286 amino acids)
Biological process (GO): regulation of cell growth
Cellular component (GO): extracellular region
Molecular function (GO): peptidase inhibitor activity
Source: RefSeq, a predicted model, not a curated record
CACAACUGGUCCGAAUUAAACCCCAAUAUUACCGGAGCGCGAUGACUUUAAUUUUCAUCGCAUUACUUACAAAAUCGUUCUUGGUGACUGCUCGAUUUUUGAUUAGCUCCUGUUAUUGGGGAGUAAAAUAACUACGUUAUGAACUAAUAUUAGUGUUUUCCUUCGCUUAAACGUUUAGUGUAAUGUGCUUUAAUGUAUUUUUGGCUCAAAGUGGUGCAUGGGUUCAGGCAAAUAAUCUUUAUCAUUAAGCAAUCAUUUUCAAUCGUACUGAAAACAAAUGUUAACUGGUACAUUAUUUUAAAUUGAACAUCAAGCUUUACUUUAUGUUCCUGAAAAGGCUUAUGAGUCGGUUUUGAUGAAACAAUAAAGAGUGUUAAAUUAUGAAAACGAAAUUUCUAACGUAUGUGACUUUAUUUCUUCUGGAAUACAGUUUAGGGGCACAGGUCCCCUUUGGAAAGGUAAAUUAUAAAGUUGUGACACAGAAGACCAAGGGUUUGGGUGAGGACCAAGUGUUGGAUAAUGCACGAGAAAAAUGGGUUGUAGAUUCGGUAAUUUAUGACGACUAUCAGUCCGAUGGCCUCGCUGAAAGCACACUGGACGAUAUCUGUCCGCCCAUUCCACAUGCAAUUGAAGAGGACGCGUGCAUUAUGCCGACAUGCAAGAGUGACGUGGAUUGUCCGGACGACUUCCGAUGUUGCUACAAUGGCUGCGUGUACGCAUGCUUGCCUGAAAUGAAACCUCCACCAUUGGUAGACUGGAGGAAGGAGCCUCAAAGAUCCAGAUCCGGAAUAUCUUGGCUUAUAAGUGGACCUCCAGGUCCAGGAACGGAAGUUGAGCUUUGCAGCACGACUCCUAGUGACCCGGAUGAAGACCCACUCCUGUGCCCUCGUGGUUACUUCUGUCACGUGACUGACACUGGCAACCCAAAGAAAGGGAUUCCUAACAGUGGUUACUGUGUCAAGGAGACAGACGGACAGUAUUCGCAACGAGAGGAAGAGAUUCUUUUAUCAUCGGCGGGGUUAAAGUCCGGGAAAACAUGCACAGUGGAUAAUAUACGACUUCUGGAAGGGGCAUCGAUCAAGUUGAAGAGGAAAUCUUGUCGCUGUAAUAAAGGGUUCUUGUCCUGCAAGAGGAAAAAAGGAAAAAACAACGUCGACGUGGAAAUAAAAGACAAAUCUCCCAAGAACUCUAGACCAAGAAAAAGAAAUAAAGGCAAAAAAGGGAGGAAGAAAAGUACUUGAGGCUCCUCAUCAUCAGAGAAAAAUAUUCCAUUACUUCAUAUAAACAUUUGUACGCACAUUGUCUGUUAUUUAUACACACAAGCACGGAAAUACAGUUAAAAACAUGACGUGCUUCGUCAGUUCACCACAGAGGUAAACCAACGUGCAUUCCAUGCGCAUACAAGUGAUUUACACUGACACUUAUUUUAAUUUAUCUACUGAUCUUUUGAUCAUUGAUUAUAUGAGAUGCAUUUGUUAAAGAUGUUAUUCGCUUUUUCAUAAACUUGCCUGUUUGACGUGUGUUUGUCUUUUGAUAGAUGUUAGCCAGGUGGUCUAUAGUCUGUGUCACAUUGUCGAUCUUGUUACCUUUUUUAACAAAGUGAUAUGGAAUACGUUGAACAAUAAUGCAUAUAUCUUGAUACAUAGCGACUAAUUUAAUAAAUACGAUGAUCAUACACUUUGAUUUUAUGUUUA